UCCAGUCUCCCAGUUCUUAUCAUCUCCGGCCUGUCAGGGGUGUGGUGAACACAGCGUUCUAAAAUAUCAGAAUCCUGCGUUUCUCUUAUAUUGCAGUAGGCAACUUGUGGUUUACUAACAGGUAUUAACUGGUAGUUUUGUUUUGCCAGUUAUUCUAAAGGGCUAGUGUGAGUAAUUACACAUUUUGUAAAAAGAAAUAACUAGGUUAUUAAUGUCCCUCUUUCAGGUCGGCCUUAACGUUUCUAACUAUAGAGAACACAGGCUUCUAGGCCCUAAUCCCACAGAACCUAGCUUUGUGACCAACUGUCAAAUUGUGCUUCCUGUGUGCUGCCUGGUGAACCUGUGAACUGCCGGUACAACAUUUGAACAGCAAGGCCUUCAUUUAUGACUUUUAAGUAAAACUCAGUUUAGGCAUGAGAUAAAUGUCCAAAACCACUUUCUUGGCAAAAUUACUAUGAUAGCAUGUCUUAAGUCGGAAUCCGCUGUGACUUCGUUGCCGCGGCCUUCAAUCUCUGGAUCACUAACUUGGAGGAAUUUAUUCACUCUCCCUUUCUUUGGAACUGGACUGCAAUCUAGCCCGCCAGGAGGGCAAGGGUCGCCCGCUGCUGCUGCUGCUGCUGCUGCUGCUGCUGCUGCUGCUGCUUCGCUGUCCUUAUCUCAGGCGGCCCGUGCAGCUAAACAAACUCUGCUGGAGGUCUUGAUAGGCAAAUUUGUGAGCCCCUAUCUAGGAGCUCAAACCAACUCUCUCCAACCCCCACUUGCCUGUGUUCCCCUCCGGCGCCCCCGAAAGCGCAGCCCCUGGUAGCGCUGGGCAGGUUCGGACCCCCCUUCCGGCGACCUCUCGGCGAGCCUGUGCCCGAACCGCCGUCUUUGGGUGGACCGCGGCCGCCCAGGGAAGAGUCGAGCUCCAGGACCGACAGGGCCCGGUCUCCAUCGGCAGCAGCGGCUUUCAGAGGAGCUCGCUCCGCUCCGGCAACUCGGGCACCCGGUCCUCCAGCCGCGAAGAUGUCGGCCUCCAACGUCAGCUUGCUGCGCGAGACUUCCCGGCAGGUCGUGGCCGGAGGGGCUGCAGGUCUUACAGAAAUUUGCCUGAUGCACCCUCUGGACGUGGUGAAAACCAGGUUCCAGGUUCAGAGAAGUAUAACGGACCCACAAAGUUACAAAAGCUUAGGUGACAGCUUCCGGAUGAUCUUCCGAACAGAGGGGUUUUUUGGCUUUUACAAAGGAAUUCUACCACCCAUUUUAGCUGAAACACCAAAAAGAGCUGUCAAGUUUUCCACCUUUGAGCAGUACAAGAAAUUGCUGGGAUCUGUGUCACUAUCACCGGGGCUGACAUUUGCCAUUGCUGGACUUGGAUCUGGACUAACAGAAGCCGUUGUGGUCAACCCUUUCGAGGUGGUAAAAGUUGGUUUGCAGGUCAAUAGGAACACGUUCACAGAGCAACCAUCUACUUUUGCUUAUGCAAGACAAAUCAUUAAGAAGGAAGGCUUGGGCCUCAGGGGCCUGAACAAAGGAUUUACGGCAACUCUGGGACGUCAUGGAAUUUUCAACAUGGUUUAUUUUGGCUUCUACCACAACGUCCGAAACAUGAUUCCAGCUAGUAAGGACUCUGUGUGGAAUGUCCUCUUAAAGCCACCAGAGCCUAAUCACAAAGGUCUACGAGAUGGGCAGGGGUUCCCUGUUUAUCAAGCCAGCAGCCAGUUGGCCAGUUACUACAUCGGAGCCCAGGCUAGAGAAGAAUAUUGUGCCCCUUUCUCUCUCUUCUGUUACAGGAUUUUAGCCUUAUACAAAGGUCUGCUUCCCAAGGUGAUGAGGCUUGGACCAGGUGGUGCGGUGAUGCUGCUGGUGUAUGAAUACACCUAUGAGUGGCUGCAGAAGAACUGGUGACGGACGAAGACGUGUCUCCCCCUUGACAUAACAGAGAUGUGGUCUGCAGUCCCAUGAAGGGGAGACAAGUCAGCGAAGCGAGACGUAGAGUAAAGAAGGGAGGACAGCCUGUUCUGAUGUUUUAAAAAAGUUUUAGACAAAUUGACCUGGCCCUGUGGGCCAUAGACACAGCACUGUGAGAAGGAGAGGAGUGUGUAAGUUAGGCAGAAGUAGGGGAGAGAUCAGCCACACUUCAUAAAAGCUACACCAACUGUGUGACUCAGACUGUGUCACAAUGGAGACUCAUCCAAUCCUUUUGCUGAGAAGGCUAUAAGCACUUAAACCCUUGAAAAUACAUUGUUCUGUGGCUAAUUCCCUGAGAAUGAUUUAAGAAAAAAAAAGACUGAGUUAUAAGCUGAACUUUAAAUGCUUUUUAUAAGGAAUUACUUUUCCAUAAAUCAUAUUUUAAAACAGAAGAAAGAAAAAAAUUAAAUACACCAAAACAGCCUUUCAAGAAUGUUUAGUUUUGUGAGUGCUGUGUUAAAAUGUGAAUCUACUGGUUUUCUUCAGUAAUAACACACAGGGUCUAUUUUCCUAAGUGUAUUUUAUAUUUCAGGUGGUGGUUUAAGUGGGUUAUUUUUAAAUCAUGCAAUUUGAAGUCUUUUAUUACAAAUAGAAUACAUGAUAUUAUACUAAACUGAUCUCCUUUAUGUAAUUCACUUUGAAGACAAGUUUUAUGACUGAAAUAUCUUUAUUUUACGUCACGAAUUGGAUGCACUCCUUGGACGCUUCUCUGUGUCUGUGUUUGCCUUCCCACACCUCUGUCCUGAGCCCUUGUCUAUGUCGUUCUUAAAAAGGAUGUAGGGAAAUAAAACUAUUCUCCAGACUCUUGGGUUUAAGUGACAUCUUUAAAUAUGAAAUCAAUUGUCUAGAAUAUUAAAAUGUCUGUGACAAAGGGAAAAAUCUCUCAAAAUGAAAAUACAUUCUUAGCAUUUCUAAGCAUUCAUGUAUUAAUAUGCACUCCAAAAAAAAAGAGAGAGAGAUAGCUUUUUGGUCUUGAUAUAACUAAAGCUUCUUUUUAAGUCUGCAUCCUCAAAUGAUACUACUUCAGUAGCUAAAGUCAACAAAAAAAUGUCAACAUGUUUUAGAUGUCACCUGUUCUUAACUACUACUGUGGGGUAUUUCUGCUAUGGGGGAUUCUCACCAAAACAUUUUGAAAAUAAACAGUAAAAAGGA
This is a messenger RNA of Peromyscus eremicus (cactus mouse), 3102 nucleotides long. RefSeq names its product solute carrier family 25 member 21 (gene Slc25a21). The coding region runs from base 1006 to 1887 and encodes 293 amino acids. The record is from RefSeq and is a predicted model, not a curated record. The transcript is spliced from 10 exons. Lineage: Eukaryota; Metazoa; Chordata; Mammalia; Rodentia; Cricetidae.